GUCAAUUAAAAACCGUUAGCGAGAAAGGAAACUUAGAGAAUCUUUAUGCAUUAGACUAUGACAAACGAUCGCUUAUUGUGUGUGUUUGUUCAUGGAUACAGGGGAGGCGAUACGACGUUCAAGGAUUUCCCAAACAGAUUAAAAACGAUCACCACCCACGACCGUGUUGAAGUCAAAAUCUAUCCCAAAUACAAAACCUCAGGCGAUUUUCAGUUAGCGGUAAAGAACCUACUAGCGUGGCUUCAGGGACAAGUUCAAUUAGCACAAAAGGAAGCAGGUUGUGGUCGGGUCCGGUUUGUAUUGCUCGGGCAUUCCAUGGGUGGACUUGUAUCUGCUGAAGCAAUACUUCACUGGAAACAAAAUCCAGAGGUCUUGGAUGCCGAUAUUCUUGGAUUAAUAGCAUAUGAUACACCGUUUUAUUCUGUCAAUCAUCGAUUUGUUACGACUCAGGCGUUGAGCCAUGCAGAACAAGUGAACCGUCAUGUGAGUCGAUUUUGGUCGGCAACGGGUGCUGCUACUACAGCAGCUACAGCAGCAAGUGCGACAACAUCACGAUCGACCAAAGCAGCUGCAAUUGAAUAUCCCGGAACAGCGGCAACGAAGAAAAAGUCAUCUUCGUCCUCGUGGGGAUUACUGGCUGGAGUUGUGGGUGUCGCUGCAGCAGGUGCGGCGGCCUAUAUGGCCAGAGAAAAGAUCACUGCAGGGAUGACGGAUGUUUUUGAUCAUCUCGAAUUCGUCAGUACAUUGAUGGAUCUGAAUGGCUGCUGGGAAAGAGUACGUCGACUCACCGAGCUACCGGAUGUCAUGUUCAAGUGUUUUUAUGUCCAGUUAACGAGUGACGACAGCUUAGCAAGUGAUCCACGUACAUUUAUCGCGUUGCCUCCUCCAGAGACUGCGCAUCAUUUUAUACCCAUCACUUCAAGAAUGGAAGGCGAGAUUGAUGCACAUACAAGCAUCUUUGAUCCGUCGAAAAACGACCACUACUAUACCUUGGGGCUGGACUCUGUUUCACUAAUCUCUGAAAUGUUGGCAAGGCAACAUAGAAAACGAUAAAUCAUAUCACUACUGCUUUCUGUAGUAAGCAGGACAGUGAUGUGGCUCGUUUAAAUCAUUAGCACUCUCUUUACUUUAACCCGCAUCCAACCAACUUUUCCUAUUACCUGUAUACUAUAUUUAUAUAUUUGUUAUUUGUAUGUAAUACUAUAUAUAUAUUACUGCUGUAUGCUUACAUACAUAAGCCAGUAACUAUUUUCGGCAUUGUGCAUGGCAUGAGAUCGUUAGUCAUAUUUCAAAUCCAAAACAGAGUAACUACAGAUCGG
Zychaea mexicana is the source of this 1319-nucleotide messenger RNA. RefSeq lists its product as uncharacterized. NCBI's taxonomy places the organism in Eukaryota, Fungi, Mucoromycota, Mucoromycetes, Mucorales, Lichtheimiaceae. The transcript has 6 exons. The coding region runs from base 58 to 1053 and encodes 331 amino acids. The record is from RefSeq and is a predicted model, not a curated record.